Messenger RNA from Tachyglossus aculeatus (Australian echidna), 4147 nucleotides. RefSeq names its product erythrocyte membrane protein band 4.2 (gene EPB42). NCBI's taxonomy places the organism in Eukaryota, Metazoa, Chordata, Mammalia, Monotremata, Tachyglossidae. Bases 1 to 4107 code for a protein of 1368 amino acids. The record is from RefSeq and is a predicted model, not a curated record. Gene Ontology annotation, molecular function: protein-glutamine gamma-glutamyltransferase activity. The transcript is spliced from 26 exons. Gene Ontology annotation, biological process: peptide cross-linking.
AUGGCAGAAGGGCUGGAGGUGAUCCUUACCGACUUCCAGUAUUCCCGGAACAGCGCGCGGCACCACACGGAGGAGAUGGGCCCAGGUCGGCUGGUGGUGCGCCGGGGCCAGGCUUUCUCCAUCACGCUGUAUUUCGGGAACCGGGGCUUCCAGCCGGACACGGACCGCCUCGUCUUCAUCGCCGACACGGGUCUGAAGCCCGAGAGCCUCCCGGGGACACGAGCCAUUUUCUACCUGGGGGAGCCGGGCUCCCCGGGGGCCUGGACAGCGGCCGUAGAGGCCGGCAACUCCCGGGCCCUGGAGAUCAGCCUGUGUUCGCCGGCCACGGCAGUGGUGGGUCAGUUCUGCCUGAAGAUCCACAUCGAAUCCAGGGGAGGCCCGGUCACGGCCUACAGACUGGGAACUUUCGUCUUGCUCUUCAACCCGUGGUGUCCAGAGGACGACGUCUACAUGAGCAGCGAGCCGCAGAGACAGGAGUACAUAAUGAAUGACUACGGUUUCAUCUACCAAGGCAAUAAGAACUGGAUCUCUCCCGUUCCAUGGAACUAUGGGCAGUUCGAUGAGGAAAUACUAGACAUCUGCCUGAUGCUGCUAGAUAAGAGUCUGAACUUCCAAAAGAACCCAGCCGAGGAUUUUGCCCUGCGGGGAAACUCGGUCUACGUGAGCAGAGUGGUGUGUGCCAUGAUCAACAGCAACGACGACAGCGGGGUGCUGCAGGGCAACUGGGGCGAGGACUACCGGGACGGCAUCAGCCCAUCCGAGUGGAACGGGAGCGUGGCCAUCUUGAGGCGGUGGCACGCGGCCAAUGGCCAGCCCGUCAAGUACGGCCAGUGCUGGGUCUUUGCCGCCGUCAUGUGCACAGUGAUGCGGUGCUUGGGCAUCCCCACCCGCGUUGUCACCAACUUCGACUCGGGCCACGACACGGACCGAAACCUGAUCAUCGAUGAGUACUACGACCCCAUGGGCCGAAUCCUGGAGGACAGAAAGAAGGAUACUGUGUGGAAUUACCACGUCUGGAAUGAGUGCUGGAUGGCCCGCUGGGACCUCCCCCCUGGCCAUGGGGGCUGGCAGCUCCUGGACGCCACGCCUCAGGAGACUAGCGAUGGCCUGUACUGCUGCGGCCCAGCCUCCAUCAGGGCCAUCAAGGAGGGGGAGGUCCAUCUGCCCUACGAUACCCCCUUCGCCUUCUCCAUGGUGAACGCCGACCGCAUGGCCUGGCUGGUUCACCAGGGCCAGGAGAGGAAGCUUCAUCAGGAUGCCCACUCGGUGGGCAACUUCCUCAGCACCAAGGGCAUCCAGAGUGACGAGAGGGAGGACGUCACCGAGAGCUACAAGUACGGAGAAGGCAGAGUGCUUUCCCGCACCAUUCCCUACCUCCAAUACCGAGGACGCCUGUCUCCGGACAAGCUCAUCCGCCUCAGUGCCCUGGGGGAAGAGAGGAACGGCUCCAAGAAGCUACUGGUCAACAAGAUCAUCACUCUGGCGCUGCCGGGCAUCACGAUCAACGUGCUGGGGCCGGCAGUGGUCAGCCAACCGGUCACUGUCGAAGUGAGGUUUGCCAACCCUCUGGAGGAGCCGGCGGGAGACUGCGUGCUCACCUUGGAGGGCAGCGGCUUGUUCAGAAGGCAGGUCAGAGUCAUGAUUGGGACCCUGGGCCCGCUCCAGGGGGCUAGCAUCAAGGUGCAGAUCGUCCCCUUCAAGAGCGGCCAGAGGCAGAUUCAGGCCAACCUGCGGAGCAACAGAUUUAAGGACGUCAAGGGCUACAGGAGCCUGGAACUCAGCACGUCCACCGUGAGUGGGGACAGAAGGGAUGCAGAGAAAGCCCCGGGUAGUGGAGAAUGGGAAACAACCCAGCCCUGUUCCCAGGUUUCCCCAACGAGCCGGGACCAACGGGUCUCUGGUGACCGGCGGCUGGGUCUCGAGGCCAAUGGCAUCUGUCUGAACCUAGAUCCAGUCGGCUCCCUCCCUUUUUCCAAUAUUCCUGCCGCCAUCCGGCCCAGAAUGCCCGGCCUCCGACUGUGGGUCUGGCCUUCCGGGGGCGAAACGGCCAUGGGGCAAGCCCUGCCCGUGGUGCGCUGCGACCUCCACGCCGCAACGAACAACCGGGAACACCGCACGGAUCGGAUCAGCACCCGCAGGCUCGUGGUCCGGAGAGGCUGGCCCUUCCAAGUCACCCUGACCUUGUCAGCCACGCAACUGCCGUUCUCCCCCAGGAACCCGACUUUCGCCCUCGUGGCCCAGACAGGGGCCCAGGUCGGGAGCAAGGAAGCGGUAUUCCCAGUGUCCGGCCACGUGGACGGGAAGCAGUGGAGUGCAGCCGUGAAGGAGCACGAUGGCCAACGCUGCGUGCUGGCAGUGACCGCGCCGGCCAACGCCCGCGUGGGCCGCUAUUCCCUCCUGCUCCAGGGCUCGAGAAAGACUCGCCGUUUCCUGGGCCAAUUCACGCUGCUCUUUAAUCCCUGGGCCAGAGGGGACGCGGUGUUUCUGGAGGGCGAGGCCCAGCGCGAGGAGUACCUGCUCAACCCAAACGGCCUCAUCUUCCUGGGCACGGAGGGCGGCAGUUGGCCCCAGCCCUGGGAUUUUGGCCAGGACAACCUGGUGGACUUCUGUCUGCUCCUGCUGGACGUGGACGAGGACGGGCGGAGGCGGGGAGACCCGGUGCACGUGAGCUGCCUGCUGGGGGCCAUGCUGAACCUCAUCCGAGAGCGGGGGAUCCCAGCCGAGUCCAGGACAGAAGCCCGGAGGGAAGAGGCGUCGGCGGUCCGGGAGCCGGGCAGCGUGCCCACCCUCCAGGAGUGGGUCGCCCGUCCUCGGGGCCCCGCUCACCGCAGCCCAGACUGGGUGCUCGCCGCCUGCGUCUGCUCGGCUCUGAGGGCCCUGGGCAUCCCUGCGCGGGUGGUCACGGCCUUCGGCUGCGCCCGGGGCCCGGACGGUGGCCGGACCGUGGAGGAAAUCUACGAUGAGGAGGGGCUGGUCGCUUCAGAGGCUUCCAAAAGCACCAUAUGGGUGUCCAGAGUCUGGACGGAGUGCUGGAUGGCUCGCCCCGAUCUGCCGUCAGAGUUUGGAGGAGGGUGGCAGGUACUGGACCCGCUCGCAUCCGAAGGAGGAGGAAAGCAGGACUGGAAAGAUGCUCUGGCCUGCUGUGACUUGACUCCGGUCCAGGCCAUCAAGGAAGGGGCCAUCGCGGUUGCCCCCGGGGUCUCCCGCCUCUUCGCCUCACUGAACGCCACCUGCGAAGUCUGGGUACGUUCCGGGGACGGUUCACGGAGCCGGGCGCACACGAGCGCCAAGUACGUGGGCAACAACAUCAGCACCAAGGGCGUGGAUGGAGAUCGCUGCGAGGACAUCACGCAGAGAUACAAGUAUCCUGAAGGCUCUCCUCAAGAAACAGAGGUCCUAGACAGAGUGUGGCCGGAGCGGUCGGAGCGGGCCGGGGGCGAGAGCUGGGCCGGCCUGUCGGUGUUCCUGCAGGCGCCGAGCUCCCUGCUUCUGGACGAGGGGGCCCGGCUGAAGGUCACCGUGGCCAACAAAAGCGACGCAGAGAGGGCCGUACGGCUGAUUCUCGGGGCCCAGGCGCUCUACUCCACUGGGCGCCUCGGCGCCCAGCUCUGGAGGGAGGAGAUGCAACUGGCCCUCGAAGGCAGACAAGACCAAACCAUCACCACCGGCAUGGAGUUCCAGGAAUCCGGGAAAGCCCUGGAGAACCACUCCUUGCUGAGACUGACGGCGGUGGGGCUGGAUCGGUCUGCCGGCGUCAGCUGCUUCGCCCAAGAAGAUGUCACGGCGUAUAAAGCCCGGGCCACGCUGGAGAUACCGAAAGCCGCGGUCCAGUACCGACCCGUCACCGCGACCAUCAGCAUCCACAACCCCCUGGCCAGCUCCCUGGAGGACUGUGAGGUUUCAGUCGCCGGCAGAGGCCUCGUGCACGGAGAGAGAGUCUACAGCCUGGGGUCCAUCCGGCCACAGGGGCUCCUGCAGAAGCAUAUCCGCCUGACGCCAACCCACUCGGGGGUCCUCAGACUCACGGCCAAGGUCAGCUGCAGCAAGUUCCAGAACCUGGGGGCCUUCCAAAGCGUCAUCGUGGCGGCGGCACAGCCCCCGCCCUAGGACCCCUGCGGCCCCGGAUUCCCGGGAUAUUAAAAUUAAA